CGCCGGCACGCCGGCGGCCGCCGGCCCCGCUCCGCCGCUCGCCGAGCCCACCGGAGCCGCCACGGGACCAUGGAGGUGGUGGAGGCCAGCACCCUUCAGCAGGAGAGGCUGCAGGCCAUCGCGGAGAAGCGGAAGCGUCAGACGGAGAUCGAGAACAAAAGGCGGCAGCUGGAGGAUGACCGGAGGCAGCUGCAGCAUCUCAAGUCCAAGGCUCUGCGGGAGAGAUGGCUCCUGGAGGGAGCCCCGGCUUCUGCCUCCGAGGAGGAAGAGGCCAUGAAGAAACAGAUGCAGGAGGACGAGGUGAAGACCAAGGAGCUGGAGGAGACCAUCCAGAGGCUGGAGAAGGAGCUGGAGAUGCUGGAGAACAGCAGCUCAGUGGCCUCCACCAAGGAGAACCUGGCAGAGGCAGCAGCCAAGGAGGAGAAGAAGGCUGAGGCUGUCCCCAACACGCAGAAGAGUCCCCUGGGCACAGUUAAGGUGGUGCACGCGGUGAGCGCCGAGGACGGGGCCCUGCAGAACGGGGCUCACCCCCUGAGCUCCUCCGAGGUGGACGAGCUCCUGCACAAGGCGGACGAGGCCGAAGGGCGCCAGACCCCGGCCAAUGGCGGCGCGGGCAGCCAGAAGGCGACGCCACGACGGGAGAUCACGGGGCUGCAGGCCAAGGUGGCACCGGGCGAGGGGACAGACGGCGGCCAGGAGCAGCAGCAGCCCGUCACCAUGAUCUUCAUGGGCUACCAGAACGUGGAGGAUGAGAACGAGACCAAGAAGGUGCUGGGGCUGGAGGGCACCAUCAAGGCCGAGCUGGUGGUGAUCGAGGAUGCCGAGGGCAAGGCGGAGCCGGCUCUCAAGGACCACACGCCGCCCAACGGCACCGCCCUGGAGCCGGCGCAGCCCCAGGGCGAGGAGGGCUCGGCGGGGCACGGUGCCAACGCCACGGAUGCCAAGGAGGCCGAGCAGGAGACAGACGUGAAGAAGCAGCGCUGCAAGUGCUGCACGUGCCCCCCUCGCCCCACGGUGCGCCCGCCCCGUGCCCAGCACAGCCCCGCUGCCACCGACACCGCCCCGGAGCCGCCGGGGAUGGAGCCGCCGGGCAGGGGAUCGGAGGACGUCGCUGUGUCCGUGGAUGAGUCCCCGGGAGCUGCCAGCCCGCGGUGGGCAUGGGAGCCAGGUUGGCACAGCAGUGACAGCUCCCAGGAGAUGGACAGGGUCACCAGGCACCUUGUGUUCCAGCAGCCACAGACCUCGCACAGGCACGACUCCCUGGCAGAGCUGAGGGCCAGCAGUGAUGAUGAUGUGUUCAGCUCUGCCCAGCAUAGCAGCCAGAGGCUGGAAAAUGGCUACAGCUGGAAGAGGAGGUCCCAGUCACCCUCGUAUUUCCUGAAGGGUGGAAGAGAUGUCUGGAUCCCGUCCCCGGACAGGGAGUCCAAGCUGGAGGUGGUGAGAUCGGGAAGCCUGUACGACCUCCGGGCUUACAAGGGUGAGAGGAAACCCUCCAAGCUCUAUGAUGACGAGGAGCAAGACCUGUACAGGGUCCCUCCACCCAACAUCUCCCCUGAGAAAGCCAGGGAGCUGGAAGAUGAGAGGAAGGAGGUGAUCCGCAGCCAGGCCAUGAGGAAAAGCUCCACCAUAGCGGAGAGGUGGAGCUCCAUGGAUGAGCUGGGCUCCAUCAGCAGCCCAGGUGAAGGCAGGCACACAGGCAGUGUCCCCACCAGCUUUGCCAUCUGGUUUGACAAGCCUUCCCCAGGCAGGGCUGCAACGCCCGUUGACCCUGAGAAUAUUGACACGGAGCAGAUCAACUUCUCUGCGGCUCGGCAGCAGUUCCUGAUGCUGGAGAAGACCAACCCCAGCUCGUUUUUCAGCCCAGGGCAGCAGGCCAUGUCCCCAAGGCCAGAGUCAGUGACAAAAGUCUCCAGAGAAGAGUGGUACAGCCCUGAGAUGGCCACAAAGGGUACGAGAGGCUACAGCAGUGCUGGUGCAUCAAGCCAGAGCGGGACAGACAAGAGCCUUUACCAGGUUUAUGGUGUGUCCUCAUACAAGACACCUGAGAAGGAGGAGGUUUAUACUCCCAGAAAAUCUCACACAGAAAGGUCACAUCCCGUUGGGAAGGUGUCCAUCCUGACCAAAUCAGGGUCCAGAGAAGACCUGGACUCUGGCUUGGGUGAGAUGUACACUGAAACCACUGCAGGCUACGCCAGCGAUGGAAGCACCACCAACGAGACCCUCAACGUGGAUGUGAGGGCCAGCAGCAACGGGACGAGGGUCAGCAACGAGACACCCAUCGAGAGGGAGAUCCGCAUGGCCUUGGAAAGGGAGGAGAACCUCUGGAAGGAAAGGGGGAUCCAGCGGCUGACCUCCAGCAGCGAGCUGGUGGAGAUCCAGACCAAGCCUGUCCUCAACAUUCACGCGUCUCCCGGCCCGGGCAGGAAAGGGAAGGACAGAGGCCGCGCUUCCCUUUACGUGCAGAGGGAAAUCGAGCAGGAAACGAAGCGUGAGGAAGAUCUGAAGAGGCAGGGGAGGCUGCUGGGGGCCUAUGACAGGGGCACGCAGCAGGAGCUGGAGGAGCGCAGGAAGGUGUUCGAGCAGGAGGAAGCCCCCCAAGAGAAGCCCACUCCCCUGAAGCGGGCAGAGGAGAGGAGGAGCUGGCUUAAAGAGUUUGUGGUGGAGCAGCCCAGCCCCACAGAGGACAGCAAGGCUGGAAGAAGCAUCCCCAGCUACACAGCCAGCAUCGCCCACUUCCAGCUGUCCCAGCCGCGCUUCGCCGCCAGCGAGAGGAGCCGGGAGCUGCCCUCGGUGUCCCCGCACGCUUCCGCCAGCACCAGCAAAUGGGGGAGCGAGGAUUCCCGGGGAGGAAAACUUCCCAGCUCCACCCAGAGCCCCAGCAGCGCUGCUGUCCUGCCCAGGGAGUAUUUGAACCUCUCCUUCUGGAAGCCCAAGGUGUCCUUCGUGGAGGACAUGGGCACGCAGAGGAGGGAGGACGGCCGCGAGGAGCAGUACCGGCUGCGCACGGGGAAGCCGCAAACAUCAGCGCUGAUCGAGGAGGAGAUCAGGAGUGACCUGCAGAGGGAAGAGGAGCUGCAGGAGCAGCGCAGGAGGCUGAUGGACACCUACAGCAGUGCUGCUCCUCAGGAGGGCUCCCGCUCUCGGCACAGCUCUGCUGCCUCAGGUGCCAGUGGCAACUACUCCGUGUCCGAGUCUCCUGCCUCCUCUCCUGCCUCCCACCAGCCGGGCAUCCUGGGGCUGAUCUCGUCCUUCACCCCGCUGAGGGUGACCAGUUCCUCCCAGGGCAGUGCAGAGACCCUCACCCCUGACUCAGCACAUUCCAGCCCCUUCGAGGAGCGGAGGAGGAGGGUGAAGGAGGAUGGAAAGUACGCAGGCAUCGAACCGGUGGACAAGGUCAACACAGAGGUGGUGGAAAGCACCCGAGUGUUCCGCCACAAGAGCGCCAUGGCCCAGCGCUGGGAGGCGGGGCAGUACGUGCGGGAUGAGGACUGAGGGACCCCGCCAUGGGGGCUGGUCCUGCUCACAACCGCCUGGUGCAUGACCUAAAUACUCCAUCAGUUCCACCCACCGCAACAAUCGGAGACGUGAACCCUGCUAAUCAAUCUGGCUUAUUGUUAAACUGAUAAUCCUUCCAUGCAAUAGAUCAGCUCCUUCCUCCUCCUCCUCCCUGCGGGGUGGAGGAACACUUUUUUUUUACUUUUUUUUUUUUCUUAAGAGGGAAAAAAUUGGAUCAGUAUCUUUUUAAUCACUUCCGCCUGGAGCCAGCCAGGUGAAAUCACCCGAUAAUUCACUUUGCCCCUCGGGAGCUGUCUCAGGCUUACAAAAAAGCUGUUUUAUUUCUCAGUGGUUUUAGGUUUUUAAGUACCACAAGGCUGAGCAUUGCCUUGGGGGUACCUGAACUGAGACUUCUGGAUCGGUGUUGCCGUGGGACUUGGGAAUCAACAUUGGUUUAACUCCUGUGAUCCAUGGAGAUGCAGCAAUGGAAUAUAAA
This is a messenger RNA of Melozone crissalis (California towhee), 3991 nucleotides long. Its product is annotated as mitotic interactor and substrate of PLK1-like. Gene Ontology annotation, biological process: regulation of cell shape. Gene Ontology annotation, cellular component: membrane. Lineage: Eukaryota; Metazoa; Chordata; Aves; Passeriformes; Passerellidae. The record is from RefSeq and is a predicted model, not a curated record. Bases 70 to 3492 code for a protein of 1140 amino acids. The transcript has 12 exons.